CAUAGCAGUACGUUUUAGCAAAAGCUGUGCCUUAAGUCUUCUUCUUGAGUUGUUUGAGAGAGAGAGAGAGAGAGUUAAGUCUUCUUGUUGAGUUGUUUGAGAGAGAGAGAGAGAGAGUUGAGUCUUCUUCAUGAGUUGUUUGAGAGAGAGAGAGAGAGAUCAAUCGUAGCUAUUCUAUCCAGUUCUUGAUUGAAUUGAGACAGAUCGCUGCAGUUCUUCUGUGAGAUUUCACAUCUCAUCUGCAGGAUCGAUCCGAGUGAUCGAAAGUAUACUGACAGAAGGUUACCAUGGCCUUAUCUGCUGCGGACCUCUUAAUUGGAAAACUUGUGACAAUUCUUGAGAACGAAGGAACAGCCAUAGCAGGUGUUCGUGAUCAAGUUGAAAAGAUUAAGGAGGAGUUUCUAAGCAUGAAAGCUUUCCUAGUGGAUGCGGAAGCCAACAAAGCAAAAACUGAAGGAGAGAAAUUGUGGGUUGCAAGAAUCAGAGACUUGGCCCAUGAUGUUGAAGAUACCAUUGAUGAAUUCAUGUAUCAAACGUAUGAGAAGCAAAGUGGGGGUCAAAUUUCAAGGGGGCUAAACAAAACCAUCUGUGGUCCGAGUAAUCUUUGGUUCAGGCGUAAAACUGCAAAGAAGUUGCAGAAAAUUACGGAUAUGAUCAAAACCAUUCCAGAGAGGAAUCAAAGGUACGGUGUUGGUCUUUUAGGAGGAGCAAUUGCAUCUGAAGAUAUCCACAAAUGUGUGCAGAACCAAGCGGACUCUUCUUUUUUCAUUAUGGAAGACGAACUGGUUGGGAUUGAAGGCAAGAAGCAAAUAUUAAUGGGAUGGCUCAUGGAUGAAGAGCAACACCAAACUGUUAUAUCUGUCGUUGGGAUGGGAGGUUCCGGAAAGACAACUCUAAUUGCCAAGACCUUCUCCCACGAAAGGGUAAAGAGACAUUUCGAAUGUUCUGCGUGGAUUACUGUUUCCCAAACUUAUGCUAUGGUCGACUUGUUUCGAAGCUUGAUCAUAGAACUCUACAAAUCAAGGAAGGAAGAUUUCCCUGCAAAUUUGAAUGCCAUGAGCAGUAGAGAAUUGAUAGAGAUACUGACGGACUACUUGGGGUCUAAAAAGUACCUAGUUGUUCUAGAUGACGUGUGGGAGAUAAGAGUUUGGAGAGAAAUAAAGGUAUCACUUCAAGAUAGACAACGUGGAAGUCGAAUCGUUCUCACCACUCGUAAUGAAGAAGUAGCAUCCAACUCUUUUGGAGUUGAAAGCUAUGUUCACCAUAUUCAGCCCCUGCAAAAGAAUGAGGCUUGGGAGCUCUUCAGCAAGAAAGCAUUCUUAACUUAUCAACACAGAACUUGUCCAACUGAGCUGAAGUCAUUAGCUUUCCAACUUGUGGACAAGUGUGAAGGCCUUCCUCUGGCUAUUGUGGCUUUAGGUGGUCUUAUGUCUUCUAAGAAGUCGUUGGAUCAAUGGCAACAAGUCUGCAACAGCUUGAACUGGCAUCUAGCUAAUAAUUCAUCGCUAGACCCUGUGAAAAACAUCUUGUUGCUGAGUUUCGAUAAUUUGCCAUCCCAAUUGAAACAUUGCUUCCUCUAUUGCUCUCUUUUCCCAGAAGAUUUUGUAAUUAAGAGAAAAAGGCUCAUCAGAUUGUGGAUAGCUGAAGGAUUCGUUGAACAUGUGAAAGGGGUCACGCCCGAAGAAGUUGCAGAUGGCUAUCUUUGGGGACUCUGCUUCCACAACAUGUUACAAGUUGUUGAGAGAAAUGAAACAGGAAGGCCAAAAGAAGUUAAGAUGCAUGAUCUUAUGCGAGAGCUUGCUCUGUCGACAUCUGAAAAAGAAAAGUUUGGUCAUGUAUAUGACGGGAGAGAAGUAAUUGAAGAUAUCUCAACUCGUCGCCUGUCAAUUCACAGAACGAGUAAUGGAGAAAUUAAAUCAUGGCCAGGUAUGUCAAAGAUUCGUUCUCUUCUUGUCUUUGCAACUGACAUGUCCUCAUUGUCUUUCUCAAAUGCACUGGUUUCUCAAUUUAAGUUGUUGAGGACUCUAGACUUGGAGGAUGUCCAAAUUGAUAAACUGCCGGAUGCAGUUGUUUACUUGUUCAACUUGAGAUACUUAAAUUUGAAGGGUUCUUUAAUAAAGGAACUUCCAGAGUCCAUAGGACGUCUCCGCAACCUUCAAUUUCUCAAGAUGGACCGUACUAAGAUAGAAUUACUUCCACAAGGAAUUGCAAAGUUGCUUAACUUGCGCUAUCUAACUAUGUAUCGUCUUAAUAAGUUAGAGUUAUUUAUGGGACAAUUCAAUAUGAUAAGUGGGACAAGAGCACCAUCAAAUAUUUGUAAGUUGCAGCAAUUACAAUAUUUAGGGUGUAUUGAAUCAGAGGGGAACAUUGUUAGACUUGUUGGCAACAUGACUCAACUUAAGAACAUCGCCAUAUCGAAUGUGAAAGAAAGAGAUGAGAUUGACCUUUGGGCCUCAAUUAAGAAGAUGACUCUGCUUCAAGGUCUGCAAUUAAUAGCAAGUAAUGAAGAGGAAAUUCUUCCGGUGAAAGCACAAUGUUCACCUCUUCCGCACCUUCAACAGCUUUCUUUGAUUGGCAGACUGCAAAAUGUAAUACCUUGGUUUUCUUCACUGCAGAGCCUCACAGCUUUGAGUCUGCAUUGGUCUAGACUUGAAGAGGAUUUACUUCCUUACAUUGAAGUACUUCCCAAUCUGACGCAACUUUUUCUUACUAAUGCAUAUGUUGGGAAAGAGUUGUGUUUUGGCAGGGGUUUUGUAAAGCUUAUGAGAUUGCGCUUGGUAAAUUUUGCGUUGUUGAAAAAGAUAACUAUAGAAAAAGGUGUGAUGCCCAAUCUCCAGUACUUAUGGGUUGAUAGCUGCAAGGAUUUGAAGACAGUGCCACUGGGCCUUGAAUAUCUUUCUAAUCUACAAUCUUUGGGCUUGGCGGAUGUUCCUAUGGAAGUUAUACAGCCCAUACAGCGAGGAAGUGCUGAUCACUUUAAGGUACAACACAUCCCUGAGAUCAUACAUGUUUUUGAACAAUCUUCCAAGUGGGUCUCCGAAAACUUGGCCUAGUAUGUCUUUCUCCUCCAAGGUUUUCUCUCUAGCGUGAGAAAACUCUUAAGGCCGGCGGCGUACGUGUACUUGCAGAUCAGUCCUGUCCGGUGGCACCCGGACAUCUUCGCAAGCCUCUGGCCUCGCCGACGUGCCGUGGUCUGCUGUCGGACGGGAUAUUGAUGCUAUUUGCCCAGGAGCUUUCAUGGGAGAGAGGUUUCCGCUUGUGGUUGCGGUAUGCUGGUUUUGGUGGAGUCUCUUGGCGUCGUCUCUGAAUCACAGUGGGUAUUGGUGCUUCGUCGUGGGUUUCCAGGACCGUCGUUAGACGUUUGGCUCGAGGAGGCUUUGAUCUCGUGCGUUGCAUCGUCGUUUGUUCGUAGUGGUGCGGACCGGUUUGCUUAGGUCGAGGUGGCGUGGUACCAUGGCAACACGGUGGUACGAGUCGCGGAGGCUGAGGCAGCAUGGGAUGUGGUGGUACGGGUCAUGGCACGGUGGCAGCGAGGUCGUGCGGCGAUGUCAUCUCCUGAUGUGAGGGCGUGAUGACGUUUUUGGGCUUGGAUCAUUCCAGUAUUGCUGGGCCAUGGAUUGGGCCUUUUCUCUUUGGGGCUAUUGGGCCUUCUAUUUAUGCCGGGUUUUUUUAGCCCUAAGCCCAACUCUAGGAUAGUAAUUUUAUUACUUUCAAUAAGUCCCUAAUUGUUUUAGGGAGCUACGCACUUUUGUGCCUCUAGCGAAUCUUCCGGAGUAGUACUGAUGGAAUAUUCAUGUUAUUUCACUGUAUUUAAUGUCGAGUGAGUGACCUAGUUCUAUGUACCACUGUGGGUACUAACACAUCUUCUUGUCUGUCUAUAGAUGGCAGCGGAAGGGUAUGUAAGGGCUUUUGAUCAAUAUAUUGGCUACUGCCUUCUUUCAAA
Molecule: messenger RNA, 3943 nt
Organism: Rosa chinensis
Lineage: Eukaryota; Viridiplantae; Streptophyta; Magnoliopsida; Rosales; Rosaceae
Product: disease resistance protein RPM1
Exons: 3
Coding region: 288-3053 (921 amino acids)
Biological process (GO): defense response to other organism
Molecular function (GO): protein binding; ADP binding
Source: RefSeq, a predicted model, not a curated record